UCUCAUUUUGUUAUUCAAGUAGAACUGCAUAAGCUUCCAUUGACCACCUAUCCCUAUGGGAAACUCGCCUGUGGUCGUUGCACUCUUCCUCGUCCUCCUCUGUCCUGGGCCAGCCGUCGAAGCUCAAACGGACUUCAUCGAUGAAACUAAUUUCUCUUUCGUAAAUCUGUCUGGAAGUGCAACAGUGAUCCCCGAUGUAGGUAUCCGCCUCACCGAUCAGGCAGAAUUCAUCAAGGGCAGAGCUUUAUAUUCAGAACCUGUGCGUAUGAAAGAUGGCGGGUCCGUGGAUGAAACAUUUUCAUUCAGCACUACCUUUGUAUUCUGCAUACUCCCCCCUUCAGAUCUUUCAAUGGCCGGAGAUGGAUUGGCCUUUAUCAUAACGCCUCGGGCAUCGCAAGACAAAGCUGCAACCGGUCAAUACCUUGGUCUGUUCGACAAGUUUACAAGCAUGGGACAGUCUUCCAAUCAUCUGUUUGCAGUAGAGUUUGACAUAGUAAAGAACGAAGAAUUCAAUGACAUUAAUGGCAAUCAUGUGGGGGUUGAUCUCAACUCUUUAAUCUCCAUAGAGUCUAAGUCUGCAGGUUAUUGGAUUGGCAAUCAGUUUUUAGAGCUGGAUCUCAAGAGUGGACAGAAUAUACAAGCUUGGAUUGACUAUGAUCAUCUUCAAAAGGAGCUCAAUGUAAGUGUAGCCCCUGCUGGUUCUCUUCGCCCAGAAAUUCCCCUGAUAUAUAUGGAGAAUCUGAGUUUGUCCAGCAUUCUUGAAGAAGAAAUGUAUGUUGGUUUCUCAGCAUCAACAGGAUUAACAAUUGCAGGCAAUUACAUCCUUGCCUGGAGCUUCUCUACAAAUGGAAAGGCACCUGCCCUGAAUACAUCUAUGCUGAAGCCUAUUUUACAGAGGAACCCCAAAUCCAACAAUUUGCCACUAAUAGUCGCAGUUAGUACCGGUUUGGGUGGUUUCCUAGUACUCGGGGUUGCAGCAGGAGCACUAAUGUGGUUUAAAAGAAAGAAACGCAGAGACCCAAUUGAAGAUUGGGAGGUGGAAUAUUGGCCUCAUAGAUUAAGCUACAGAGACUUAGCCAUUGCAACCAAGGGUUUCAGAGAGGAGCAAGUCAUAGGAUGUGGAGGAUUUGGCAAGGUUUACAGAGGAGUCCUUCCUAGUAAUGGUCUCGAAGUUGCUGUAAAAUGUCUCCUCCGAGAGAGCAGGGAAGGAGUGAAGGAAUUCUUAGCAGAGAUUUCAAGUCUCGGGCGUUUACAGCACCGGAAUCUUGUGCAAAUCAGGGGUUACUGCAGGCGAGAUAAAUGGCUUUUCAUAGUGUAUGAUUACAUGCCCAACGGAAGCUUGGACAAAUUGAUGUUUGAGAAUUCUGGAGGAGUGCUGGGAUGGGUUCAGAGGUACAUGAUUCUACGGGAUGUAGCUGCUGGACUGCUGUAUCUUCACCAAGGAUGGGAACAGAGAGUAGUGCACAGAGACAUCAAGUCCAGCAAUGUUUUGUUGGAUUCGGAGCUUCAUGGAAAAUUGGGGGAUUUUGGGCUUGCUCGUUUGUAUAAGCAUGAUGACAAUUACUUGAGCACUUGUGUGAUGGGAACGCCAGGGUACAUCGCACCAGAAGUAGCACACACCGGAAAGGCCACUCCCGAUUCCGAUUUGUUCAGCUUUGGGGUUUUAAUGUUGGAGGUUGCCUGCGGAAGGCGUCCUGUGACUCCCUUUCCUGAUGCCCCUCAAAUUGGUUUGUUGGACUGGCUGAGAGAGUUGCAGGACAACGAGAAGCUCAUGGAUGCAGCGGAUCCAAAGCUUAAUGGUGAAUACAUUGAGGAUGAAAUGGAGAGAGUGCUCCAUUUGGGAUUGCUCUGUUCCGAUCCUCAACCGAAAGCCAGACCGAACAUGAGGCAAGUGCUGCAAAUUCUUCAAGGGGAAGCAUCCCUCAUUUCACUUUCGCUUGACAUGUGUGAGCAAAGUCCAAUGACAGAGAGUUCAGACAAUUACAGUACAUAUGCCUACUGUUCCACUUCCUUGGAGGGACGUUAGGGCUGUAGCCACGGAUUGGGCGAACCGGGUGAUCUUUUCAGAGUUUUUUUUUUCAAUUUUACGGUGCAUUGCAUAUCUAGUACAUGUCUUCUCUCUUGUCUGUGCUGUUAGCUGUAUAAACAUUUUAGUCCCGGUAUGUGGGCACGAAGCGGAUUCAUCGAAUCUAUAUGAUGUCUGGAAAAGACCAUUCAGUCGGUUUAUGAAGUUAAUUUA
Messenger RNA from Cryptomeria japonica (Japanese cedar), 2239 nucleotides. Its product is annotated as L-type lectin-domain containing receptor kinase SIT2. Gene Ontology annotation, biological process: protein phosphorylation. The transcript has a single exon. Lineage: Eukaryota; Viridiplantae; Streptophyta; Pinopsida; Cupressales; Cupressaceae. The record is from RefSeq and is a predicted model, not a curated record. The coding region runs from base 56 to 2026 and encodes 656 amino acids. Gene Ontology annotation, molecular function: protein kinase activity; carbohydrate binding; ATP binding. Gene Ontology annotation, cellular component: plasma membrane.